CGCAAACAAAAUAUUUUAAAUUCUGAACGCAGUCGGUCGGACUGAGUGAAGUGGAAUCGGAGCUGAAACACCCCAAGAGCGAUAAAGACUGUGGACGCGCACUGCGUUAAGAGGAUACCGGUGUAGUUGUCUCAAACACAUCAUAUUACGCGAUUUCUGAAACUGAGCCUGCGAAGCACUCUUCCCUUUUCAGUUUUUGGAGCGCAGCGGGCAGCUUUUAAUUCAUGCUACAUUUUCCAUCGGAGACAGGAGUGUGGUGUAUGUUGCCAGGCAAUUACAAGUUAAAUGGUAUUUUGGAGAAGUCGGCAUUAAGAAAAUAAAUAUUGGAGCACCGGACCAGUCGCACAUCGGAAAAGCAAUACUUGAGAGGACUGUUAUGAAGAGGGGUUGAGAAAGGACGAUGCAAAGGCUGUCAACGCUUUGAAGUUCGCGAGACCCGACCUCAAUCUCUGACCGACUUUCAAUCGGCCCACUGAAUUAAUUAUUGGAACCUGUCAUGUUCGUUUAAUGUACAUGGAGAAGAAGAGUUAUUUACAUGUAGGCUAUUAUUAAAACCACGCAAAACGCGGUACCCUGGAAAGUCCAUUCACUGGAAUAUAUAGCGUUGUAAUACAGAAGGAAAUAGACUACUGAACUACAUAGUACAACCAAUAUUUCCGAAGAGACGUUUGAAUUUCCUCUGAAAUGGACUGACACCGAUCAAACCAAACGUAUCUCGAUAAGAUAAUGACCGGCAAUUUAGAGGCUUAUUGGGACUUCAGAGUUGAGAAAAUGCAUAAAGAUAAGUAACUGACUGACAGUUGGUGUUACAUGUGUGCAAGAUUCAUUCCAAAAGUGGUGUGAUAUCCUCUCUUGUGAUGAUUAAGUAUCCCUAGUCUGGUACCGGAGGCAUCUCGUGGUAACACAGUAGCUGCGGCAAGGAAGGAGUGGAGUUUGGAGAAAUCAGCAAAUAAACGCACAGAAAAAAUGUGGCUGCGAAUUCUUCCGCAGGUGUUGACCAUCUGGGCUGUGGUGAUUUCCGGGACAACGGCUGACCUGACCUGCGAUACACUGCUACUGCUGUCCACCAAUCUCACUGCACGUACGUUGGCACUGUGGAAUCUGACCCUCACACCCAGCAAUGUCACCGCCGGCCUGUUCUGUAACAUGUCCAUCGAUCCCAUCGGUACCUGCUGGCCAAAGAGCACCGCAGGGGAGUGGGUGUUACGGCCAUGUCCAGAGAUGUUCUAUGGCGUCAAAUACAACACCACCAACAAUGUGUAUAGAGAAUGCCUUUCCAAUGGGUCUUGGGCCAUGAAAGGCAACUACACCCAGUGUCAAGAGAUUCUCAAUGAGAAAAAGAGCAAGCUGCAUUACCACAUAGCGGUGAUCAUAAACUACAUGGGACAUUGUAUCUCUCUGGCAGCCCUGCUGGUGGCCUUCAUCCUCUUUAUGAGGCUGAGGAGUAUCCGCUGCUUGAGGAACAUCAUCCACUGGAACCUGAUCACAGCUUUCAUCCUGAGGAACGCCACUUGGUUCGUCGUACAGCUCACCAUGAACCCUAAGGUGCACGAGAGCAAUGUGUUGUGGUGCCGGCUGGUCACGGCAGCCUAUAACUAUUUCCACGUGACAAACUUCUUCUGGAUGUUUGGGGAGGGUUGCUACCUGCAUACAGCCAUCGUGCUCACCUACUCCACCGACAAGCUACGCAAGUGGAUGUUCAUCUGCAUUGGGUGGUGUAUCCCUCUUCCAAUCAUCAUUGCAUGGGCCAUUGGCAAGCUUUACUACGACAACGAAAAGUGCUGGUUUGGGAAGAAGGCAGGAGUGUACACAGAUUACAUCUACCAGGGCCCAAUGAUCCUGGUGUUGCUGAUCAACUUUAUAUUCCUCUUCAACAUUGUGAGAAUCCUCAUGACCAAGCUGAGAGCCUCCACCACCUCGGAGACAAUACAGUACAGGAAAGCGGUGAAGGCCACUCUGGUGCUGCUGCCUCUCCUGGGCAUCACCUACAUGCUAUUUUUUGUCAACCCCGGAGGGGAGGAUGAGGUCGCCCAAAUAGUCUUCAUCUACUUCAACUCCAUUCUGGAGUCUUUUCAGGGCUUUUUCGUGUCAGUGUUUUACUGCUUCCUGAACAGCGAGGUGCGUUCUGCGGUUAGGAAGAGAUGGCACCGCUGGCAGGACAAGCAUUCAAUCAGGGCUCGAGUGGCGCGCGCCAUGUCCAUCCCCACGUCGCCCACGAGGGUCAGCUUCCACAGCAUCAAGCAGUCAUCGGCUGUUUGAGGACCAACAAAACUCUGCUUUGGCUGAAAGCCCCCGUCUAACCUCUCUCCGCCAACCACCCCUCCAACAUGUCCACCACAGCAGAGCACCUCUUUCCCCUCUUCUCUCCAAACCAACCGAGGGAAACAGCUACCGCACCGUGAUGGUUCACACAGGGUACACUUGGUCUGUAAUACCAACCUCACAGACCCCCUCCCAGGGGAGCGGUGACCUCUUUAGUCUCUCGCCUGCUGAUAUAUUGAGGUACGUUCGCUCAGUGCGUUCCCUCCGAAAGCUACGAAGGCUCAUGAUGACAAUGACCAAAAAAAGUAAUGUCAGGAGCUGACUUUUUGCCAAAAGGCAGCACAGGGUAUUGGUACAAUCCCUGUGGCGUUGGCAGAUUCAGUUGAGAGGUGACGUUUGAUGUCAGAUCUAUUUUUUUCACCUGUUCGUCAGUAAAUUUAUUUUUCUCUUAUUGUUUUUUUAAUUCUGCAAAAUCCAGAAGUUGGAGUCCAUAUGAAUGGAGUUGGAGUCCAUAACAAGACUUUGAGAGUGGGAAGAAAAUGGUACUGGGACACGUGCUUGUAUCAGUGUCAAAUACAUGAUCCCUGUUGGACUGACCUGUUCAAGAUCAUAGACACAACCAUUUGAUUCUUGUUCCUUUGCAUGUUUUUAUUUUCUGUAGAAACAUUUCUGAACUUUGAGUUGGCUAUGCUUGCUGGCGCUGCAAAGGGAAUGACUGCCAUGGACCAUUCAUUUCAGGUCUGUCCAGACUGCUGUCUCUAGAAAACAUUCUCCCUUUCCUUCCUGCUGUUUUUCUGAUGGAUCUUCAUGGAGACCCUGUUCCGAUGUGAAAUCUUUGGCCUCCAUUGAAGAUGGAUGCCUUCCUCAUUAUCCUUAAAGCAACAACCAAGGCAUUGUGCAUGUGGAAAAAGGGGAUGUGACGUUAUCCAACACUGUUGCUAAUGUGAAGGAACUGUGAAAAUUGGUACCCACUUGUCAAAGUAAUGUUCUGUUGAGUGAGGUUGUAAAAGGUGUUCAUUUUCAACUGGAUAAGCACUCCUUUUUGAAAGCACUUUUAUUUAUUUCAAAUUCCCAAAUUACCUGCACUGUAGUAACACAACUUUAUCAUAGCAUUGUUAAAAGCGAGAUUGGGAGAAAUGCCAAUUAUUCAUUUUGUUUUUAAAGAAUUGGGCUAGAUAUGUUAAGGUCUGAGAGGAACAUGGAUGUUUUGGUUGAUUCAUCUCUACAACUUGCGUAACUUAUCUGUACUAAAUCCAGUGGGUACUGGUAAUACAUGUUCCUUUCAUCUUGAGCCAUCCAUUAUGAAGGACCAUAAAAAAUCUGAUCCUCAUUCCAGAACAUAAAACCAUUUAUCAGAUAUUGUCAUGCACAUAGCACAACAUUAUUUUUUUGAAUUACACAUUCAUAAGUCAAAGUAACAAGGAAAAGAUGAACACAAGGUCUGGAAGAUGAUUGAGUGAAUGUUGACUUCUUGUGGUUUGUUCUGACAAAGGGGAAUAGCGUGAUGCAUAUUCAGAUAGACAUUAUCUAGACAGGACCAGUCUCAAAUGUAUUGCAGUAAGAUUCACCUCUCUCCCUCUCUCUCUCUCUGAAAAAUAUUGUGGGAGCCCUCCCAAAAAGCUUGUGAACUUGAAGCUUCAAUCUCAGGGUUCAGAGAACCAGUUGGCUUCCACACACAACCCCACACAGCACAGGAUGAAAGCAAUUCAGACCAAAGUGCUACUUGGUGUUGUGAAGAUAGCUCGUCCCAGUAGGUAGAGCUGUGAGAGGACUGUGAGAGCUAUAAUGGCCACAGGGACUUCACAUCUGCCUCUCUCUCUCUCUCUCUCUCUCUCUCACACACAGACCAGCAUGGUCCGCUAAUUAGCUGUACCUGCAGGGAAGUCACAGCUAGUUUAGCUGACAGCUAAGAGUCAAGGGACAAUUCAGGAAAGAGAGAAGAGUACCAAAGCCUGUAUCCUGACACUGUUCUCUGCUGCGCAACAUCUCUAUGAAUGAGCAAGUGAAUGAAAUGAAAGGGGCUUUUGUGGUAUAGAUAGAGGCAAGGAUGGAAACUGGGACCAGCUGGGAUUUGACUUAAAAUGUUCCCCUGGCAUAGCCUUGGGAAGUAGGGGUGCUGAGGUUGCUGCAGCACCCCCUAAUAAAUCUACAUUUAAAAAAGUAUAACAAAAACAGUGAAAGCACCCCCCCAAAACGUCGUCCUGCGGCCAUGCUCCUGGGCCAUAGUGCACAAACAGGGACAGAAAAAGGGAUUGUUGAUUCACAGAUUGUCAGCUGUGUUCGUUGUUUUGAUGUUUUUCUUAAGGGUUUGAAAGGCAUAGAGGGCUGUUUUUCAUGUAUUUGUUCAUACAGACCUUUGUGUUUUUUUGGAACACAACUAUAUGCAGUAUUUUCAACGUCAUGUCAACUCAAAAAUUCUAUGUGAUGUUUAAUCAACGUGGAAAACUGAUUGGAUUUGCAAAAAGGGAUUUAGGUAUUUUUGUCACCCAACCUUUAACCUAAAUCCAAUGAUAGGGUGACAUUUUUGGUUGAUUUCACGUUGAAUUCACGUUAGUUGACAACUCAACCAAAUUAAAAUGAAAACUAGAUAUUGAACUGACAUCAAUACAGUGGGUAUUCAGUUGAAAUGCAUCCUGAAGUGCUAACUGAUAUUAAAAACACCAAAAGAAAUGAACUAUUUGACACAUAAACCUCAUGCUGACAAGUCAUCGAAAUCCAAAGUGACGCACCCUGUCACAAGACGCUGUGAUUAUUUUGCAAAGUCAUAAACAAAGCCAACCCUCCGUUGCCAGAUAUGUCUAUAGGCAACAACAAAAAAUUGGUUGAUCUGAAUCCUUUUUUUCUUCCCGGACCCUUUUGAUCACUGGCAUAAAGCAGUCAGAAUAAAAUGUGUGAUUUCAUUGGCAAUGUUGUUUACAGAUCGCUUUCAGUGAUAGUUAUAAAACGUAUUGUCAGACAGAUGUAUCCUAUUCGCUGAAACAAAUUAUCACAAGAAUCACAGACUCGGCUUCAUCUAUGUCUGCCUGUCACCUGUGGGCUCUGCUUUGUUACCCAGUCAGGGAUGCUACGGUCAUCUAACACACACCAUGUACUCCUAAACAGCCAGGAUACAUAAGGUUAUUACAUGCAUUAGAUUCGUCUGGAAUGGAAUUGCCAAUGUAUGAUAGUGUUAUGCAUUCCAAUUCCAGGUAUCUGCCUCUGUCAUGAAACUAUGUUACCUCAUAACAAAAUGAUUUACCCUGGAAUUCAAAAGCCAGUUCAGUUGGUUCUCUGUUAUAAUGUUCCAAGGACCCUGUUCUACAUCACUGUUUCCAGAUUUUGGGGACUAUUCUGAACACAUAUUCCAGUUAUCGUAACCAGAUGCUAUUGAAAACCUUUUCAAUCAAAUGCAGUAUUUCAGUAUUAUGUAGCAAAUGGACGUUUUGGCUAUGUUCCUUCCCUUUCCAGGAAACAGGAAGAUUUUCCUUAUUAUUAUGAGUGUCUCUCAAAGUGUGUCGUAGUCAGCAUACUUCUCCAAUAUAGUAAUUACAUUGAAAAUGGCUCUCAUUAUCCAGUAUACAGUAUACAGACGGCUUCAUAUUGAAUUCCAGUUAUUUGCACGAAUGCUAUUAGUGUAGUCAGCUGUCAUACCACUGAGUGUCAGCAACAUCGGUGUGAUCAAAUGUUUUCUUGUUUUUCUUUGCCAUUCCCAAAAUAGUGUGUGGUUACAAACAUCCUCCAAAGACACAAGCGCAGCUCUCUAGUCAAUAGGCUGUUCUUAUUUCUUGCCCUAUUUCUUCAUUUCAAUAAGAAAUGCUGCUGCCCUUUCUCUUUUUUUAUUGUUUUGUAUUGUGCAGAGGGGUCUUGUCCGAUUGCUCUCGAUGCAGUUAUAGUUACUAUAACAACGAUGUAAGUAAGUGUUCUUUCUCGGGUAUGUACGUUGCGUUUGUCUUUUGUGAAGGUCUAAGAAGCGAAAACAUUUGUAUUUAUUUAAAUGUCACAGGAUUGUAUAUUUAUCACAUGAUUUAAAGGGUACAGCUUUUGUUGAAGUACACAGGCCAACAUUACCUAUAACGUAGAUUGAUAAAUACAUCUAAUUAUGUCCACAAUGUGUCUACUUAAGAUUUUUGUAAUGAUGAAAGGUGCGAUACGUAGGUUGAUGUCAUUUUUUUUCACUUUUGUUUGUUAUGUUUGAUAAUGUUGCAAUUCAAUUUUCUUUCCUCUUUCAAUGUCCAAGAAGGAAAAAUUAUAUUUAUUAUGUUUUAUGAAUCUACUUGUUCAAUGUUGGAAAGCGUUGAGAAAUUGUACAGAGUUUGUAAAAUAAAAUACAUAGCAAUCUAAUAAGAGAAAUGUGGAGAGAGUUCAAAAUAUAUGGAAGUGCUACUACAUAAAUUGUGCAUUAAAAUGUUUUUUAACAAACCA
Molecule: messenger RNA, 6663 nt
Organism: Oncorhynchus masou masou (cherry salmon)
Lineage: Eukaryota; Metazoa; Chordata; Actinopteri; Salmoniformes; Salmonidae
Product: corticotropin-releasing factor receptor 1-like
Exons: 14
Coding region: 967-2259 (430 amino acids)
Biological process (GO): adenylate cyclase-activating G protein-coupled receptor signaling pathway; cell surface receptor signaling pathway
Cellular component (GO): plasma membrane; neuron projection
Molecular function (GO): corticotropin-releasing hormone binding; corticotropin-releasing hormone receptor activity; corticotrophin-releasing factor receptor activity
Source: RefSeq, a predicted model, not a curated record